AUGAAUCAUGGUUGGGCCAAGGUGAGGGAGGAAAUCAAUAAUUUCUCCUUUCUCGGUGGCCUGGAAGUGGACUUAAUAAACCCGAGCUGUCUGACUGACGAAGUUCGCCAGUUAAUUGACCAGGAUUUCGCCUUCUGGAUGGAAUCGAUAACUGCAAGGAAUCUUGUAGGAGUCGUACAACGAAGAAGAUUUAAACGGAAACCAGGUCAAGGCCAAAGGGUAUCGACACGAGACACAGGGGCAAUCGCUGUCACACCCGGAGGCCCUGUUAGAAGUAGCAAUAGAGGAAGUGGGAGACCGCGGACAGGGCUGGCACAAAGGAAGAGAAACGCUUUGUAUAAAACGAUGCAGGAUUUGUUUCGUAAAAACAAAGCCUGGUGUGCACAAGAGGUGUUGAGUGGUAGUUGGGAUCAGCCUUAG
This is a messenger RNA of Paramuricea clavata, 420 nucleotides long. The record is from the annotation of a GenBank genome assembly. NCBI's taxonomy places the organism in Eukaryota, Metazoa, Cnidaria, Anthozoa, Malacalcyonacea, Plexauridae.